AUGAAGCGACUAGUUUAUUGUCAGCCGUUUCUUGUCAAAGAAGAGGGUUCAAUUUGUACAUAUUUUGUAAAGGAAGUUGUGGUAGUUUUUGGGAAGAUGAAGCAUGUGGACUUUGUUGUCUAUUAUAAUUCCACCGAAUUUGAUGUGCAGUGUAUGUGCCAGUUGUUUGAAUUUAGGGGCAUCAUGUGUGCUCACUCACUCGUUGUGCUCAUUGCAAGAUGCAUAAACAAGGUUCCAAAUAAAUACAUUCUACCACAAUGGCGAAAAGAUUUGGAUAGAGGGUACACAUGCAUAAAAACCACAUACAGUGGCUUUGGGGAUGAUUUCAAUGCAAAGGUGUAUGAGAAGAUGAGCAGAAAAUUGGUUGGCAUUGUACAAUUUGCUGGGAACUGUGAAGGGAAAAUAAAACUUAUUGACCGUGGGUUGGAUGAAAUCAAGGCAAAAGUGAUGAAAGAUGAUGAAGGUGGUGGGAGUAAUGUAGCACCUUCGACUAGUAAUGUACCACCUAUUACUAGUAAUGUACCAUCUUCCCCAAUUGGCAGCAUUAAUAGACACACAAUCAGUCAUACCAAGUUGCUUAGUCCUUUGGUUGCUCGGCGAAAAGGUCGUCCAGUUACUAAAAGAAAGGUUGCCAAAGUAGAUCAAAUAGUGAAUCGGUUGAAGGCAAGCAAAAGAAAACAUAGCAAAUCAAAGGUAAAUUGGUAUUCAUUACUCUCUAUUCAACUCAUAUUUUAUUGUAAUCAUGUCAUACAAUUGAAGCAUUCAUGA
Messenger RNA from Camellia sinensis, 768 nucleotides. Lineage: Eukaryota; Viridiplantae; Streptophyta; Magnoliopsida; Ericales; Theaceae. The record is from RefSeq and is a predicted model, not a curated record.